AUGACGGGCCAAUGGUUUGAAUUGAACAUGGAAAUAAUGAGUAGUGAGAUCACCUUUUUGUCUGCUUCAUUCAUCAAUUCCCAAACUCAGAAAGUGGACCUCUCCCACUCGCUUCGCUGUGUUUUCACUCUGUUAACUAACAAAACUCUAAACCCUUUCACACCUAAAUUAGAUCUCAAAACAGUUAUGGACUCUCGCAACAAGAAAAAUGGAGGUUGGUUAUCAGUGCCACAGUUUGGGGAUUGGGAUCAGAAGGGGCAAGUACCUGAUUAUUCACUUGAUUUCUCUAAAAUAAGGGAAACAAGGAAACAUAACAAGUCUAAUAUUUCAAGACCAAGUCUUGGAAAUGAACAAGAUUUCCACAUCGAUUCAACCUCCACCACUCACCACCACCAACACUCUCCAACUGUAAGUUUAAAAUAA
Vicia faba (fava bean) is the source of this 423-nucleotide messenger RNA. NCBI's taxonomy places the organism in Eukaryota, Viridiplantae, Streptophyta, Magnoliopsida, Fabales, Fabaceae. The record is from the annotation of a GenBank genome assembly.